AAAUUUUUGUUGUCCGCUAAUUCUUCGUUGGAAAGUUAGCAGAAAGAGUAAUUUUUUCCGUCGAAUUUGAUCAAAAAAACGCGUUGACACUUACACACCAAUCUUUCGAUGCUUCCGAAGAUUUUAAGGAAACCCUAUUUUCUUAUCGUUGUUCAUCUUUCGUCUGCACUUUUGGAUAUCCAACCAUUCACUGAUUCUCUCUCUAUCUCUGGAUCUGCUUGGUUACUCUGGUGCGGCAGCCAUGGAUGAUGUGAAAGAUAAGAUGAAAGGGUUGUUUAAGAAGGUCAACAAUUCGUUAUCCUCUUCUUCUUCUGGGAAAUUCAAGGGCCAAGGUCGAGUCUUGGGUUCGUCUUCUUCUUCUGAACCCACAAAUCCGAAACCGAAUCCGGUUCGUCCACGGCUACUCUCCGAUUCAAGACCCAGUCAGUCGACGAUUUCGAGACCUCAGCCAGAGAAAACUAGUGGGUCAUAUCCGGAAUCCAAAGUUUCUGAAUCUGGUUCUGUCUCGAGCUCAAAUGGUGAACAAUCAGACGGAUUUGAUCCAUUCAAUUCACUCAUCACUUCUGGUAAGAGAAACCCAAAUGGAUAUUCUCUGAAUAUUAUCGAGUGUCCUGUCUGCGGCCUAGGUUUUGGAUCUGAGGAAGAGGUAUCUGAUCAUGUUGAUAGUUGUUUAAGUAAUUCUAAUGUAGGAUCACAAACCCUUAAUGAUAAUCAAGAGCUACCAGUAGUUGUUGUUCCUUCCACAGAGGUGCACAAUGAAUUUGAAUCUUGUAUUGCCAAUUAUGUUUCUGGAAAACCUGCAGAUUCCUCUAAACAGGUUUUGAUUAGAUUGUUGAGUAAUAUAGUAAAAGAACCCGAGAAUUCAAAGUUCAGAAGGAUUCGUCUGGGGAAUCCUAAGAUUAAAGAAGCUAUUUGUGAAGCUGCUGGAGGUGUUGAUCUGUUGGAAUGUGUUGGUUUUGAACUUAAGGAAGAAGAUGGAGAGAUGUGGGCUGUAAUGGAUGUUCUUUCUCAAGAUAAAUUGGUUCUUGUUCAAAAGGCUGUUUCAUUACUUGAACCACCACCUCCAAAAGCUUCUCCUCCUCCUCCGGCCAAGGAAUUACCAGUUGUUCCUGAAAAGAUCGACAGACAGGUUCGUGUGUUCUUUUCAGUGUCGGAAAACAUAGCUGCUAGAAUUCACCUUCCAGAUUCUUUCUAUAACAUUUCCCCUGAAGAGGCAAGAAGAGAAGCUGAAAUGAGGAGGAAGAAGAUGGCUGAAUCACAACUUUUAAUCCCCAAGUCUUAUAAGGAACAGAAGGCACAAGCUGCUAAGAAGAGAUACACAAAAUCUCUUAUUCGGGUUCAAUUCCCAGAUGGGGUGGUUCUUCAAGCUGUAUUUUCUCCACGGGAACCAACUAGUGCUCUUUACGAGUUUGUGAGCUCAGCACUGAAAGAUCCCAGCUUGGAGUUUGAGCUAUUACAUCCUGUGGUAAUUAAAAGGAGAGUGAUCCCACAUUUUUCAACAGUUGGAGGGAAACCAGUAAGUCUCGAAGAUGAAGAACUUGUCCCGACUGCUCUUGUCAAGUUCAGGCCCAUAGAAACCGACGAUUCGGUCUUCACAGGUCUGUGUAAUGAACUUCUGAUGAAGAGUGAACCCCUCAGUUAAAAACAAAAAUCAUAUGUGAUUGUUCAAUAGUGUGAUAUUGCUGCUCAUUAGCUAUAUGAACACAAAUACCAAAUAAGUUUCGAAUAUUUUUUCUUAAAGGGUGAAACGUGUCAAGUAGGGGUCGAUCAUUUGACUUCCGCUUGAGAAAUUGAUACUAUGAAGAUUAAACUAGUUUCUUUGAACUAUUGCAAAUCUUUUAUUUA
Impatiens glandulifera is the source of this 1845-nucleotide messenger RNA. Its product is annotated as plant UBX domain-containing protein 2. Bases 242 to 1642 code for a protein of 466 amino acids. NCBI's taxonomy places the organism in Eukaryota, Viridiplantae, Streptophyta, Magnoliopsida, Ericales, Balsaminaceae. The transcript has 3 exons. Gene Ontology annotation, molecular function: DNA binding; protein binding. The record is from RefSeq and is a predicted model, not a curated record. Gene Ontology annotation, biological process: defense response to fungus; DNA repair.